Messenger RNA from Cimex lectularius (bed bug), 486 nucleotides. RefSeq lists its product as uncharacterized. The record is from RefSeq and is a predicted model, not a curated record. The transcript is spliced from 3 exons. Bases 56 to 451 code for a protein of 131 amino acids. Gene Ontology annotation, biological process: positive regulation of voltage-gated potassium channel activity; regulation of synaptic transmission, cholinergic; sleep. NCBI's taxonomy places the organism in Eukaryota, Metazoa, Arthropoda, Insecta, Hemiptera, Cimicidae.
UGACUCUACCUAGUUUUUAAUGUCACUCAUAGAGAUACACAAUCACAGAUGAAACAUGCGCUUCUUACUUCUAUUUUGUGCAACUGCGUGCUUCGUUCCAUUAGGUUUGGGUAUUAAAUGUUACAAAUGCACCAGCGAUAAUUCUGAUUUCUGCGGCGAUAAAUUCGACGCUAAAAAAGCAACAGUUGAAAAUUGCCCGACCAGAAAUGCGCAUGAAACCUGCGGCUACGUAGAAUUCGAGCACAAUAAUAAACUAGCUACACAUAGAGAUUGUGGUGGGCCUUAUAAUGAUUGCAACAUACUGUUAUCGUCGUUAAGUCAGACGUAUCACAUCAACUCCUUAACGGCUUGUAAAUUCUGUACUGGAGAUUUGUGCAAUUCAGCGACAAACCUUCAAGUGACUGGCCCGAUUAUUUUCGCUGUGUUAUCUACCGUCUACAUGUUUUUGUAAUUUUUUAAAUAAAUUUAUGUACGUGUUGUUAUAAA